Messenger RNA from Diatraea saccharalis (sugarcane borer), 745 nucleotides. Lineage: Eukaryota; Metazoa; Arthropoda; Insecta; Lepidoptera; Crambidae. The record is from the annotation of a GenBank genome assembly.
UCUAGGGUCUGGGUGUUGAAUUAUCUUCGUUAUUUCAGAUUGCCAUACUUAAUUUGGGAUAUGAGUAAUGUAUGUGAUGUUAUCUAAUAUUUAUUUAUUACGAAAGAGUCAAAAGCUACACUUUAUUUUGACAAGCAGCAGUAAAUCAGCUGUUUGUCAAAAUAUGACGAUAAUCAUCAAAUAAAUCAUAAUAAACUAUGGUAAUCAAAUAAUGACGUUCUAAGUGUACCUAAAUAGUAAUAUACGAUGUUUUCAGGGCAUGUACAUAUUGAAGCACAUCACGACUUGUCCAAACCACGAAAACUAUCCUAUAAAACUGGAGGUCAACAAGGCAAAGGUAAACCGCACAAACGACGGAUUCACGGGCGUCAUGGAACUUGACAGGCCAUUAACUGAGAAUAUGCCCUUAAAAGUAGUCAUUUAUAAACAAACCGACGGUGGAAGCAAACAAUUCUACGUGCUAAAUGAGGCUAGUGCGUGCCAUUUCAUAGAGGAGUACGGCGGCAAGAAAAAUAUGGAGGGGUUACUCGAAAAUUGUGGCCACACCGGUGCCAGUUCCAUAUGUCCCAUUUCCCAAGGCAGACACGAGAUGACAAAUAAAUUUGUUUUCGACUUCAGUCAGUUGCCAGAAGAUGGUAUGUAUGGAUUAUAUGACGCAUAUGCAUAUAUCAUAGAUGGUGGCGUCGAAAUUGGGUGCAUUUUGUGCACAGUGGAAUUUAAAGAAAUUGUAAAAGCAGACAAGUGA